AAACUACAAAGACAACGCACUCACUGUUUUGUAUUGUUCAUUGUUUUCUGAAUCUUUUUGCCUAAGCUAUAAGCAAGUAUGGCAUACUACCAGCAGUAUGAGAGCCCAAGAUACCCAAAUGACUCUGAUGGUGGGUAUGGUCAGCAGCAGUACGGUCCUCCAUACAGAAAUAUGGAGCAAAACUAUGGCUAUAAUCAGUCUGAGUACAACUACAGUGAGCAACAGAGCUACCACAGCCUUCCACAGGGGCAGAUUGUGAGGGUCUGCUCUAAGGCCAAUCCUGAUUAUGCUCUGGGUAUCAGAGAUGGCAGGGCAACGCUGGUUUACUAUAAUCCCAGUGACCCAACUCAGCAAUGGGUGAAAGAUGAGUCAUGGAGCAACCGUGUGAGGGACACAGUGGGUCAUCCAGCCUUUGGGUUUGUGAACAAGGCCACUGGGCAGGCCCUUCGUCAUGCCCCUGCUGUAUGUCAGGAGGUGUUGCUGAUCAAGUAUGAGCCUGGUUCCUAUGAUGAGAGUGUUCUGUGGAGUGAGAGUGAGGACAUGGGAUAUGGUUACAGGACCAUAAGGAUGGCAAAUGACAUUGGCCUUAACUUGGAUGCAUUCCAGGGUGAUAGGAAGCAUGGAGGCAUCGAAGAGGGCACUAGAGUUGUGCUGUGGAAGUGGAACAAACAAGACAACCAGCUCUGGAAGAUUUCCCCCUGUUAUUAGAAAGAUCAUAAUGAUAUAUACAGUAUAGAGACAUCUAUUUGCGAUAAGUAUGUUAUGCAUAUUCUUAGUCUGUAACUUCUUAAGCGUGGAAAUCAGGAGUAUAUGCUGUUUCCAUCGGUCUACCUGAUCAUAUAAAUAAAGAAGUUCUAUAGUUUAUAGUA
This is a messenger RNA of Cryptomeria japonica (Japanese cedar), 869 nucleotides long. Its product is annotated as ricin B-like lectin R40G3. Bases 79 to 708 code for a protein of 209 amino acids. The record is from RefSeq and is a predicted model, not a curated record. NCBI's taxonomy places the organism in Eukaryota, Viridiplantae, Streptophyta, Pinopsida, Cupressales, Cupressaceae. The transcript is spliced from 3 exons.